Corylus avellana is the source of this 1064-nucleotide messenger RNA. The record is from RefSeq and is a predicted model, not a curated record. Lineage: Eukaryota; Viridiplantae; Streptophyta; Magnoliopsida; Fagales; Betulaceae.
CAGCAGGUUUUGAAACCGGUAGUUCAUCGCUUGAAUCAAAGGAGGCCAAUUAUCACCAACACAGUACACGUAGACAUCUUCAUUUUGAACCUGAUAUAGCCUGCAAGAGUGUAGCUAGUGGAAAUAUGGCAAAUUCAACGGAUAGCCUACGAAACUUGAAGAAUGUGGCUGUGCCUCAUGGCAAGAGAAGAACAAUCUCCAACACUUGGGAGUCAGUUAGAUAUGCUAGGUCCAUCAAUUCUCAGUUCCCUUUCUGCCCCUUUGAAGUGGUUAGAUCCACUCAGACUAGUGGAAAUUCUGCAAUAUUGUCUCCCCUUCCUUCUGGUAUUGGUUUGCAUGUAAAUAGCAUCGGCAGAUCUGUGGUCUUGGACUCGGAUAUGUUUGCAAGCAAGAACUCAACUGGGUACCUGAGUUCACAAGAUAAGCUAGUGCCUGAGGACCCAAAUAGUAUCUCAAUUUCAGCUGUAGCUAGGCCAAUGUUUUCUCAUGCAGAUGUAGAUCAGCAGGAAAGUCAAGCUGGUGUGGCAGCCACUUAUGCCAUUAAUAGUCUGAAUCCCCCUAGUGAUUCUUUUUCUUCGACACAAAUUGAGCAGCAGGUGGCUUCCGGUGAGGGGAGAAUGUCCACUUCACAAAAUGCUGACAGUGUGGAGUCGUCGAACCAAGUAAGCCGCACAAGGAAAAGGAAAAGGGCAGCAAACAAACGUGAGAGUGAUGGCUGCACAGGAUGUCAUUGUAGGAAGUCCGAAUGCUUGAAACUUUAUUGUAAGUGCUUUGCAGCUGGACUUUAUUGCGUGGAUUGUUGUUCAUGUGAAAGCUGUAUUAACAAACCUGAAUAUGAUGACUUAGUUCUUGAUACACGGCAGCAAAUUGAAUCUCGUAAUCCUCUUGCAUUUACUCCAAAGAUCAUUACGCAUGCCACUGACUCUCCUAAAAAUGUUAUGGAAGAAGGGAGCCAGAAUACUCCAUCUUCAGCCAGGCACAAAAUAGGAUGCAAUUGCAGGAAGUCCGAGUGUUUCAAAAGAUAUUGUCAAUGUUAUCAGGUUCAUUCUACAGCGAUGGCUUGA